Messenger RNA from Cuscuta epithymum, 509 nucleotides. The record is from the annotation of a GenBank genome assembly. NCBI's taxonomy places the organism in Eukaryota, Viridiplantae, Streptophyta, Magnoliopsida, Solanales, Convolvulaceae.
UCCCUCCCACUCCCCUCUUUCCUCUCCCUCCCUGCGCCCAAAUUCCCUCUCCUUCUCUUCCUCUUUUCUUUUUUCUUCUCUCCCUCCCUGCACCCAACUUCCUUCUCCCUCUUUUCCUCUUUUCUUUUUUCUUUUCUCCCCCUCCCUGCACCCAACAUUCUUCAGCCUCUUUUCCUCCUUCCUUCUCCCUCAUCUGAAUCCGUACAGAAAAACAAGAGGAGUCACAAUUGAAUCUACUUUGCUCUCUCAAAUAUUAUUCAUGAGGAACUAUUUAUGCUCUUUGCAUGGCGGGGAUAAUGAACCUUCGAAACAUGUGUUUACAUGUUUGCAUGAGAGCUUCAAAGCAAAGGAUAAUAAAGGAUUUAUGUUUGUAAUUACUUAUAUUGUAAAUUUAAUGCUUUUACAUUUGGAAUGAUAUUGUAUUUGGAGUAAAGUUAAAGUUUUUACAUUUAGAAUGAUAUUGUAUUUGGAGUGAUUUUAUUCUCAAAGAUGUGUGUUUUUGUCGUGUG